Callorhinchus milii (elephant shark) is the source of this 2919-nucleotide messenger RNA. RefSeq names its product cerebral endothelial cell adhesion molecule (gene cercam). The record is from RefSeq and is a predicted model, not a curated record. Bases 142 to 1941 code for a protein of 599 amino acids. The transcript has 13 exons. NCBI's taxonomy places the organism in Eukaryota, Metazoa, Chordata, Chondrichthyes, Chimaeriformes, Callorhinchidae.
CUCUCCGCCUCUGUUCACAGCUGCUGUGCCUUCCCCCAGUAAUUCGUCUUGUGCAGCUGAUCUCUCUCUCUCUCUCUCUCUCUGUGUGUGUGUGUGUGUGACUGUGUGUGUGUGACUGUGUCUGUGCAACACCCCCCGACAAUGCAGUGGAGGGGACAGACGAUGUGGAUGGCGAUGUUCCUGGUUUUCCUGCUCAGACCCUCGGAAAUUGCCGCCUACUUCUCGGAGGAGCGACAACCCAACGAGUCCUCUCUGCAGAGCCCCACUGUGCUGAUCGCCAUCGUGGCCAGAAACACGGCUCACACUCUGCCCUAUCACCUCGGGGCCAUCGAGAGGCUGGACUACCCCAAACACAGGGUCUCCAUAUGGGCAGUGACUGAUCACAACAUUGACAACACCACCGCCAUCCUGAGAGAAUGGCUGACGAAUGUGCAGAAACUCUACCACAAUGUCGAGUGGCGCCCGAUGGACAAACCAGAGUCCUAUCCCAACGAAUUGGGCCCCAAACACUGGACUCACGAGAGGUAUGAAUACGUGAUGAAACUGAAGCAAGCUGCCCUCAAAACUGCCAGAAAGCAAUGGGCUGAUUACAUCAUGUACGUCGACACAGAUAACAUUCUCAGCAAUGACCAGACACUGAAGCUCAUGAUCGCUGAGAACAAAACUGUUGUAGCUCCGAUGCUGGAAUCACAGACAGCUUAUUCCAAUUUCUGGUGUGGGAUCACACCCCAGGGCUAUUACCGCAGGACGGCAGAAUAUUUCCCAACUCGAAACCGUUACCGUUUGGGCUGCUUUCCCGUCCCCAUGGUGCACUCUACCUUCCUGAUCGACCUUCGGAAAGAGUCAUCGCAGGGGCUGGCCUUUUUCCCCCCGCACCCGGACUACUCCUGGCCCUUCGACGAUAUCAUCGUGUUUGCCUUCUCCUGUCGAGCUUCAGAUGCUCAGAUAUACAUGUGCAAUAAAGAACGUUAUGGCUUUGUCAACGUGCCAGCCAAACCACAACACACGCUGGAAGAUGACAGUCUGAACUUCAUUCAUCUGAUGCUGGAUGCCCUGAUUGAUGGGCCACCCAUGAUGCCGUCCCAGUUUGUCCAUCUCCCACCAAAACAUCCGGAUAAAAUGAGAUUCGAUGAGAUUUUUCUGAUAAACCUCCGUCGUCGGCCCGAAAGGAGGGAACGAAUGCUUCAAUCGCUGUAUGAGCAGGAGAUUGACUGCAAACUGGUGGAUGCAGUGGACGGCAGUGCUCUGAACAGCAGUACAUUAAAAGCCAUGGGUAUUGACAUGCUCCCAGGAUACAAUGACCCAUUCUCCCACAGGACCCUAACCAAGGGGGAGGUGGGCUGUUUCCUCAGUCACUACAACAUCUGGAAAGAGAUUGUGGAUCGGAAGCUGAACAAUAUUCUAGUAUUUGAAGACGAUGUCAGGUUCGAGGCUUAUUUCAAAAGGAAGCUGUUGAAGUUGAUGGCAGAUAUUCGGGCAGCCGGUUUGAAAUGGGACCUUAUCUACCUCGGUCGAAAACUAGUGAACCCCAACCAAGAGACAUCUGUGAAUAACGUCAAGAACCUGGUGGUCGCUGACUAUUCCUACUGGACUCUGGCCUACGCCAUGUCACUGCAGGGUGCGAGGAAACUGAUCAAUGCGCAGCCAUUGACCAAAAUCCUGCCCGUGGACGAGUUCCUUCCCAUCAUGUAUAACAAACACCCCAAUAAGGAAUAUAAGAAGAUUUACUCCAAACGAGAUCUGAAAGCUUUCUCGGUGCGCCCUCUGCUGGUGUUUCCCACUCAUUACACCGGGGACCCCGAGUGGUUCAGCGACACCGAGACCUCCACCAUCUGGGACGACGACUCGAUGAAGACGGCUUCGGGAAGUUCUCAAAAAAAUGUCAAGGCCCAACAAGCCACCCACGAGUCCAUUCGCUCUGCUUCGAGGGAGGACUUGUAGCCGACAGUAAUUUUCCGAAAGGGAAAUUUUCUGUUCCAAGACGAAAGAUACAAAUGGAAGGUAUCGUGAUAAACCUCAACUGAAGAUUGGUCUGGUAGCAAUUUUUUUUUAUGUACUUCAGUCAAUGCUCCUCUGUCAGAUGUGGUCCAGUUGAACCUGAAGCGUUGAAACCGGGACAAAUAGCAAAUAUGCAAAAGUCCAUUACAUUACUGAGUGCUGCUUUUCCAUUGUGAGGACGGUGAAAUGUGGGGAAUGCCAUCCAACACUGGACAUUUUGGAAAGGAUGGCUUUUCAAUAGUGCUCGAAUGAGGAAUAUACCAAUGAACUACAGACAAAAUGCAACCAAAUAAGAUGUUUUUCAAUAAAAGGGGAAAAGUAGUAUUGCUGCAGCUUUGUUCUUUGACCUCAGAUAAAUUUUAGCCUUGCAGGUUCCAGUGGUGCCCUUAGGUUGACUUUACUUCCUCCACCCUGCGUAAAAUCUUUCCCUUCCUCACAACUCUAGUAUCAUAGCAAAUAGGGAUAAUAAGACCUCUGUAGGGAUGUUUCACUUUUGCGGUGGAACUCUGGUUGGAAAAGGUAAAAUGAUCUUGAGGAAGAGGAGAGGAUACGAGCUAAGAACAAGAGAGAGAAAGAGAGAGAAUAGUGUGACAAUAAGAGUUUGGAACAAGAAACACAGAGCCUGAGAUUAAAAAAAAGGGGGGGAAAAAAGGAAACGUGUAUUUUCAUCCAUUGUGUCCCGUAAAAAUGUCUCAAAGUGCUUUACAGUAAUUAUUGUCAAGUGUAGUAACCAUUUUGUGCACAGCAAAGUCUCAAAGUCUAAAGUCAGUAUAUCCUUAACCUCUGGAACUCAUUGCCUACAUCCCUCCACCUUGCCCGCUCUCUACCUGCCUUUAAAUCCUACCUUUAAACCUAUCUCUUCGACCGCACUUAUGGUCACCUCCCCCUUCACCCUUGCUUGGUGUCCAGCUGCUGUGAAAU